CGUGAAUUGUCAUCGCAGGCGAGCCCGCAGUAUAGUCAAUAAUUUCGAAAGUAAUAUACAAGUACAUGUAUUUGCAAGUCAACGAGUCCAAAAUGUGCCCAAUUUUGUGUGACAAGAUCAUUUUUCGUACAAUUUUGUAAAUUUACCGCAAUUCAAUAAUUAUUGUUUGUGAAAAUAUGUGAAUUAGUAUCAGUUAUUGCGACGCAUUCAGCAUUGAUUCGGUUGGCUUGUUAAGUGGCAGGAAAAUGGCUGCAGAUAUUGUAAACAAUAUACGAUGAAAUGCGACAAAUGCGAGCUCGUGAUGAAUUCAUGCAUUGCAUAAAAGCAGGCAAUUUUUAUUAAAUUAACGUAAUAUAUAUAUAUAUAUAUAAAAGUUGUUCACACUAUUUUCUGUGAGGCCUUGUUUUUAAAAUGCCAAAUUUAGCUGGCAAAAAGCUAGUUCCAAACUAGAGCAGCACUUGUUAUAUGCACUUUUAUUUUAUUUGACAUUUAAACGUACAUGUAUUGGCAAUAUGGAUCUAGAGGAAUUUCUAGCGCUAGAGCGCCAGCAGUUGGAAUUCGAUCGCCAGCGUCUGGCUGCAGCUAGCAACACUCUUCAGAAUGGUGCAAACAAUUCGCAGGGCGUUUGUCCUGCCACCUUGUUAAUGCAAAUGGAAGGCUACAAGCCCAAGCAAUGUCAGCGCAUGGCCAACAAAAGCCACAGCGAGUGCAAUGAACUCGAAAAGGCCUCGAACUCGGCCUUAGCAACGCCUAACCAAAACUCCGACCUGCAGCUACAGUUGAGCGUAGAGGAGAACUUGCCGGAACUGAAGCUGGAGCAGGAGCCGGAACAGGAACAGCGGCACCAGAGGAACCUAUCCGCCACCUCACCACUUAGCCUAAAGUCGGCCAAGGAAUUUGUGAAUCAGUGCGAAUUGCUUAUUGGCAGCGCGCGACAAUAUAAAUCACCAAAUGAGACGUAUCGCAAUUUGGAAAGCGAGCGACCGCAGAGCGAGAAUCGUUUGCCAAUUGGGAAGCGAGCGACCGGCGAUGACAUGGAGCAAUGGGUUACGGACACAUUUUAUUCGUAUUUUCCCGGCUUCAACAAUGAAAAUCAGAAGCGCCAAAAUUAUUUGCGUGAGCGACAGCGCGAGAAUCAGCAGAACUUGCUUAAGCACCAGAUGCUGCACCCGCCUUUGGGUAAACAGCGAAGACAGCUGAAGCCAACCACAGCAACGCCAACAGCAACUUCAGUGCCGGCCGGAGAGGAGCUGCAGACCACGGCGCGCUCCAGUCAAUCCAGCACAAGCACAAACCAUAGCCGAACGGAUAAGACUGACCUAGAGUUAAUUGUAAAUAAUAACCCCAACUAUGUGCCGCCGAAAAUACGUACGGCCACGACACGCCAGCAGCUGCUCCAUGAUCUUGGCCACGUUGAGCUCUCCAACAUUGUCUCCGGCGAUGGCAUCAACGAGCGCAACAUGCGCAGUGCCGAACUGGAGACGGCACGCAAGAAAGAGUACCAGCGGGACUUGAUGCAGCAAAUCGAAGAAAAGCGUCGGUCCAUCGAGAUGCUACGAGAAAAGGAACGGCGACAGGAGGAGGCGCUGACCAGGCGCCUGGAGGCACAGCUCAAGACGAUGCACUUGGAGGAGCAGCUCGAAAAGGAAAAGAAGCGCGCUGAGAAGGCACGCAUUGAGACGGAACGGAACCGUUUGAUGCGCGAAAAGCUGCUGGCCAAACUGGAGGAGGAUGCGCAGCUGUUGCAUGCGAAGGAGCUGAAUAAUUCAAAGGAUAUCAAAGCCAACGCCAACAACAACAACACCAACAACAAAAACAGCACCAACAUCAAUAACAACAACAAUAAUAAUAACAGCAAUGCCAACACAAAUAAGGUCUACAAAUAUUUCAGCAAUUCGGCACGGCACGAAUAUAGACGCGGCCAGCCGUUGCCGCCGGGCGUGGAGCUCGAUUUCGAACUGCCUCAAAUGGCGAAGAUCGAGCGCGAAUGCUUCCAUUUGUGCGAGAAGAUCUGCCCGCUCUGCGACGAACCGCUGAAGAGCUAUGAGAGCUGUUGCCUGCGAUGCCAGCGCAAAUUGGCCUUGAAACUGAAGCCGCCGAGCAGCGAAGCGCCGACAGCAACGAGCGAUGAGGCGACUGUGGAACCGGCUGCUGCAGUUGAUCACAGCUGCCAGAAUAGCUAUGCGCUUGUGUGCUUGAAGUGUGAGCGCCUGUACGCCAUGUGUGGCCAGUGUCUGGUGAAGAGCGAUGUCUGCCGCGCCUGCCAGCGAGAGCGCAAUGUCUGCAUGAAUUGCCGCCGCAAUCUGUGCUCCUUUUGCCUGGAGGAGAUCGCCUGCGGUCGCGAUGCCGAGCGCACGCAUAUUAAUGAGCAACUGGACCGCGAACAGCCAACAGAGGAUUCGUUUCGCGUGCUGGAAGUCAAUUGUCCGCCGGCAGCAGAGAACAAUAGCUCCAACCCAGUGGAUACGACGUCGCCGCCGUACUCCUUUAAUAUAUCUCCAAACUCGGUGUUUCACGAGGACUAUAAGCCCACGCCUGUGAAGCCAUUGCAGCUGGAUCAGGAGCCGCUGCCCACCGUCUCGGGCAGUGCGAACAACAGCUUCGAGGUUGACAGCGCCGAUGAGCAAGCCAUGAAGCGGGUGAGACGUCAGACGGAUCAGCGCUUGUCGCGUUACCUGAAAAACUAUGGCGACUUGGCACUCAAGCAGCAGCAGCAGCAGCAGCUGGAGUUGCGCAGCAAAAGUGAAUCGCGUCAUCGCGGCACACAAACAACACCACAGACCUUGGGAAGGCGCGAUAUCGUUCUACACGAGACUCCCACGCAGAAUUUAUCAAUGCCUCUGUUGCGCGAAAUGCCCAAAAUGACGCGCAAAGACGCGGCCCCAACGCUGGACGGCAAUCGGCAGCAGCAAAAAAUGGACAAUCUUAAGAAGCGCUGGGAGGUGCCCGUCGUGCAGAAGUUCACGGUGUCUACAUCGUCCCCUAAGAUCCUGACACAAGUGGGCGCAAUACGCAAGCAACUGCAGGCGGCGCGUUUCUAUGAUGAUGGCCAGGACGCCGACGACGACGACGACUACUGAGAGCUAACGCCAAUUUUUCAACAGCUUCUCGUGAAAAAUUGCCGAUGUUUAGUUGAUGUUCAGUCGAAAUUGCUCAGUAAAAAUAAUUAAAAAAAAAAAAAAAAAAAAACAGAUUUAGUUUUCUCGAUUUCUCUAUAUACUUUAUAUAUUCAUUGCGCUUAAAAAAUUGUGUAAAUUCGAUUGAUUUUAAGUUUACCAUAGAUAGUUUUAUAUUUCCUUCCUUUACCAUUGUCACUCCAUUUUAUUUCGUUUAGUAUAUUUGGCUAUCCAAAAACUAAUCACUGAGAUAUUUAUUAUAUGAUAUAUGAUACCAUGUGCUUCUGCUGUUAAGCAGCUAUCAAGUUUACGUAAUACUUAAGUAAAAAGUUUGUUAAUGUUUUUUAUACACAUAUACAUAUAAAUUAAAUGACAUUGUAUUCAAUUGAA
Messenger RNA from Drosophila mojavensis, 3506 nucleotides. RefSeq names its product formin-J. The record is from RefSeq and is a predicted model, not a curated record. Lineage: Eukaryota; Metazoa; Arthropoda; Insecta; Diptera; Drosophilidae. The transcript has 7 exons. Bases 513 to 3080 code for a protein of 855 amino acids.